AUGAAGUUGUUCGUUAGAAAAGAGCCCAGAGCUAUAGCGCUUGCCUCAAACGAUUAUGUGUUGGUAUUCGAAAGGUCAAAAAACAACCCAAAACAGCCCCAAGUGAAAAAUGCGCCGCCAACGAUCAUGGUGAAGACCAUGUCGGAGGCAUCACUAGUAAACGGUGGUGGUUUUGUCGAAUGGACAGCAUUUUUGAUUAAGGGGCUCCUAGGGGUGAUCCAUGUUCGCAACCAAGUCUUUAUCGGAUUAAUUACUGGGGUGAAGGACGUAGCCAAACCACGGUGGAGGAUUAGAGAUGGCAAAAUGAAAAGCAUUGAAUCCAUUUUUCAAAUUCUCAGCGUCAAUUUUUACUGCUUGGACUCGCCGCUGUAUGAUCAGUGGCUCUAUUAUGUUUCGGAAAUCUGUCAGGAGAAGUUACUAACGGAGCAUCCAUGCGCACCACUUAAAAAACUCUUUAGCGAUGGUACGUUUUAUUAUUCUAGAGAUUUUGAUAUCAGUAAUGUAUUGCAGGAACGAGGAUUAAAGCAUAGAAUCGAGAAUACCAUCGAGAACCAGGAGAAAAAAUUCAUAUGGAAUUUGAAUCUCAUGUCAGAGAUCUUGCAACUCCGAGGACGUAUUACGCCUGCUGAGCUACAAGCAUUUGAUGGAGGCCAGUUUCUCACUUUUUUAAUCCGAGGUUUUUGUAAGACAGUUUUCGCGAAUGAGAUUCAUAGCCCGACCUCUUUGACUCUAAUAUCUAAAACCUCCAUUGAAGACCUCGACAGCAUUAACGAUUUCCAGAAAGGGAUUGAUGAAGAGGGUAAUGUUGCGAGAUUUAUUGAAAGCGAGCUUAUAAUUCAAACAGAGCGUUACCUAUUUGCCUACGUACAGACAAGUGCUGAUAUUCCGCUCUCCUGGGAAGUCGUAGAAGGUCAAUUGUUGCAUAGUAAGAAGCUGAAGCUUACCAAAAGCCCUGAGCGCAUACAAGCAACAUUCGAUAGACACUUUGAUGAUAUGAUUUCUCGCUAUGGUGUGAUCAGCAUAGUAAACCUCGUUAAGCACAGAAGCUCUUCUCAAGAAACUUUAAGUGGAGCAUAUAAGGCAUGCGCGGAAGUUAAAGAGCUCCAUUAUACCGCAGUCGAUUAUCCUGUCGAUGUAAUUAAGAAGUCACCAUACAAAUUAAUGUACUUUUUGAGAGAUGAUAUAUAUGAGUUUGGGGCGUUCGCAUAUGAUAUUGCUAGAGGUGUCUAUGUCGGUAAGCAAACAGGCUCUUUUCGUGUUAGUGCGGUAGAUGCCACUUCAAAAAUGAAUUUGGUUGAGAUGUGCAUAAGCAGAGAAGUUCUAGACUUGACUACUGACGAACUAGAAGAUUUUGCAAUAACAACAAGUUUGGUGAAGAAGCAUGAAGCUCUCUGGUCUGACAAUGAUUUUUGGCUUCAUCGUAUCCACACGAAAAAUAUAAAAAAUCCAGCCAAAUAUAAGAAAGUUUACUCGCAGGUCUUUAGUCUGUCGUCGAAAGUACUCUUGUAUGAUCCGUUGCAUGCACAUAUCGCGAAGUGUUUAAAGAAGUUAAAGAACGAGUACACCUAUGAAAAAGAGAUAAGCAUAUUCGCGGGGACCUUUAAUGUUAAUGGUAAGCAAUGUAAAGACGAAGCUAUGGGUACGUGGCUAUUUCCUCCUAAUGGUGAAUCUGAAGGCAAUUAUGCCGACAUAUAUGUUAUAGGCCUAGAAGAGGUAGUUGAAUUAACUCCCGGACAUAUGCUAUCUACCGAUCCAAUGUCGAAACAAUUCUGGGAGAAAACAAUACUUCGACACCUAAAUUCCCAGGAGGGGAGGCACUAUAAUUGUAUUGGAACCAAUCAGCUUGGAGGGGUUUUGCUGUUACUCUACGUCAAUGAAUCCGAAUGUUCCAAGAUAAAGCAUUUAGAGUACGACGUAAAGAAAACCGGUUUUGGCGGGAUUUCCGCAAAUAAAGGAGCUGCUGCUAUCCGGUUCAUGUAUUCUGCCACUAAAUUUUGCUUUAUAGUCUCUCAUUUAGCUGCAGGCUUGGAAAACGUCGAGCAGCGGCACAGUGACUACAAAACGAUUAUGAAGAGCAUAGGAUUUUCACGAGGUAAACGCAUUAAGGAUCAUGACGGUAUUAUAUGGAUGGGAGAUUUCAACUAUAGAAUUCUAUUGUCAAAUGAAGAGGUAAGACGAGCGAUAUUAGAAGGAGAUUAUGGGAAAUUAUUCGAGAAAGACCAGUUAAAUCAGCAAAUGAUCGCCGGUGAGUCGUUCCCAUAUUUUAAUGAGAUGGAAAUAACAUUUCCACCAACCUACAAGUUUGACCCUGGCACCAAAAGUUACGAUACUAGCGAGAAGAUGCGUAUACCCGCUUGGACUGACAGGAUCUUAAACAGAGGAGAAAUUCUAAAAGCCAUCUCUUACGGAUGCGCCGAAGAUGUGAUAUUUUCCGAUCAUAGACCAGUGUACGCGACGUUCAAGGCGCGCACGACUGUAGUAGAUGAAGAGCAAAGAGGGCAGCUGUCGCGUAUUAUUCAUGAGAGGCUCACGGAGAUGUUUAGCGGCUUAAACGAUGAACAAAAGUACGCAUUUUUGGUCGAUAGCGAACUAAUUGUCGACAAAAUAGAAAUGGAGGGAAAGCUGCCAUUAGUCUCACAGGUUAAAAAGGGUAAGAGACUUCCUCCACCUAGUUCUGACUUGCGGAAGUGGUGGAUUGGCAACGGGAAGCAGGUUCGAAUCACGCUAGACGUGGAUCCUAAAAAGCAAAUGCUUAAUCCGGAACGUCCUGUCAAUCCUUUUAUUCCAGGGGAAGACGGGCAAGCAUACGUCGUUCCAAAAAGCCGACUUAAUAAUUAG
This is a messenger RNA of Eremothecium gossypii ATCC 10895, 2838 nucleotides long. RefSeq names its product phosphoinositide 5-phosphatase INP51 (gene INP51). The coding region runs from base 1 to 2838 and encodes 945 amino acids. NCBI's taxonomy places the organism in Eukaryota, Fungi, Ascomycota, Saccharomycetes, Saccharomycetales, Saccharomycetaceae. Gene Ontology annotation, cellular component: membrane; cytoplasm. The record is from RefSeq and is marked provisional. The transcript has a single exon. Gene Ontology annotation, biological process: phosphatidylinositol dephosphorylation. Gene Ontology annotation, molecular function: phosphatidylinositol-4,5-bisphosphate 5-phosphatase activity; phosphatidylinositol-3,5-bisphosphate 5-phosphatase activity.